Spodoptera frugiperda (fall armyworm) is the source of this 2293-nucleotide messenger RNA. RefSeq lists its product as uncharacterized. Lineage: Eukaryota; Metazoa; Arthropoda; Insecta; Lepidoptera; Noctuidae. Gene Ontology annotation, molecular function: nucleic acid binding; zinc ion binding. Bases 640 to 1506 code for a protein of 288 amino acids. The record is from RefSeq and is a predicted model, not a curated record. The transcript has a single exon.
AUGUGAUAGUUUAUGCCUAUGUAUAGGUGCAGAUAUAUAAAAUAUAUAAUGUUAAUAAAUAAGGAAUAAUAUGUCUAUGUAUAAAUAAUUAUAUAAAAUUAUAAUUACAGUUAAUAAUGGUUACUUUUAAAUUAAACGGAAAGCCAACAUUCGAACGAUGACAAACAGGUAUGACUCAUAGUUUUUAUAAAACACCCUGCGCCGACCAAUGUUGGUCAUUCUUGUUUGAGACGUCGUUCGGUGCGGAGCUCUCUCUCGAGUUUAAUUCUGUGUUGAAGUGUGAUAUUUUGUGCUAAAAGAUAAGUAUAAUUAUUAUGAUGUUAUUUUAUUUGCUAAAUAAAUGGUAUUAUAUUUAUAAGUGUUAAUAAGUGUUAAUUAAUGUAUUUUGUUCUACUACCUUACUAUGAAUAAAUUAAUAUGCAAAAAUUAUUAUAUGGUGAUAUUAUUUUACAAAUAUUCCCCGGUAAGGUGGAUGUUUUUAACUCCGUCUUAAUAUUCAAUCCUACAAAAAUAUUAUAACUUCUGGGUUAGUUGUUAUUUUUAUAAGCUUUUUAUUAUGUUUGCUAUCAUCAGAAGUGGGAUUCGAUGAUCCUAGCUUGUUGACUAAUUGUUUUCUUUUUUUUUCUUUUACAUUUCCAGAUGGAUUUACCAGUCUUAAAAGAACUUCUAACGGCCAUCAAAGACGCGGUUUCCGGUUCCCGCCUGAACGACAGCGAGGUCGCCUUGCCAAUAUUUGAUCCAGCUAAAAGUGACCUCGGUGCUGAAUCAUGGUGCAACAAUAUUGAAACCCUCGCCAAGGAAUUCGGAUGGAGUAACGUCGCAACCGUCGCCAAAGCUGGUAAGGCCCUUAAGGGAUCUGCUUUACUUUGGUUCGAAACGUGGGACCCAGCUGAGGGUCGUUCCUGGGACAAUUUACGUUUAGAGCUAGUAGCUUUAUAUCCCGAGAAAAAGAAUCUGGCAGAAAAGCUCCAGAAGGCAGUACUAUAUACGUCGGAAACUGCUGACUCGUAUUGCGAAUACGCUAGGGAAAAAAUUAGAUUAUUAAAAAAUACUAAAAUAGUUUUUACAGAGUUACAAUUGAUUGAAUUAGUUUGUGGUAGUAUAUGUGAUGUAAAUGUAAAAAUGGCUUCGUUUAACAGCAAUGUCAAAACUACCUCGGAAUUAAUUGCCUUAUUUACUUCUUAUGCGAAAACAAAGAAAAGGUCAAUAGACAGUAAGGACCCUUCUAAUUUGCAUCCGCCUAAGCGUUUUAAGACCGAUUUUAAACCCAAUGAGAUAAAAUGUUUUAAUUGUGGGAAAACCGGUCACACCAAACAACAAUGUUAUAGUAGAAAAAGUACCCAAAAUAAUGACCCUAAUUCGGAACAAGGAUCAAAUAAUGAAAAUAGAAAAUUUUGCACUUACUGCAAAAAACCCGGACAUUUAGAUUCCUACUGUAGAUAUAAACCCAAAACGGACCCUUCUAAAACUGAUAACCAAAUUAAUUUUUUAGACAAAGCGAAUUAGUUUUAACACCAGUACACAUAAAUGAUGUCUUAAUUAAUUCGCUUAUUGAUACCGGAUCUAGCUGUAGUAUAAUUAAACAAUCUAUAGCAGAACGCCUUGGCGUCCACUUUCACCCAUGUUACAUAUCUCUUUGUGGAAUAGGUAAAGGUACCUUAAAAGUGUUUGCUAAAAUUACAGCUCCUGUUAAAGUAAAUGAAUUGUGUAUCGAACUAGACAUUUUUGUAAUUGCAGAUGCUAAUUUUGAAUACGACCUGUUGAUCGGCAGAAACGCUAUUCAACAUCCCGAUAUUAUAUUAGUGACAGACUAUUUAGGUUCUCGAUUAGUGCGAAAAAGUGUUACGAAAUCUAGUUUUAACGUUAAUUUGAUACAAAAGGAUGACCAACAUUUUGUUAUGGAACUCGCAAGUGCGAUAAGCCAUUUAGAUCAAAAACUGCAGGAUGAGAUAAAAGCUAUUUUUGAAAAAUACCCCUCUAUUUUGGACGAUAUUGGUCAUGUAAAGACUGGCGAACUUGAAAUAAAAUUAAAAAAAGAUGAGGUAGUCUAUUACAGGCCAUAUCGAUUAGCUCCGAUAGAAAGAGAGAAGGUUAAAGAAAUAAUAGAAGAUUUACUGACUAAAAAAAUAAUCAAAGAAAGUAAUUCAUCUUUUGCUAGUCCCAUGAUUUUAGUUAAAAAGAAAGAUGGAAGCGAUAGAAUGUGCAUUGAUUAUAGAGCGUUAAAUAAAUUAAUAGAAAAAGAUCGAUAUCCUCUCCCACUCAUCGAUGAUCAAAUAGAUAAGUUAGGGAAUUC